Molecule: messenger RNA, 1593 nt
Organism: Kwoniella botswanensis
Lineage: Eukaryota; Fungi; Basidiomycota; Tremellomycetes; Tremellales; Cryptococcaceae
Exons: 6
Coding region: 1-1593 (530 amino acids)
Biological process (GO): regulation of DNA-templated transcription
Cellular component (GO): nucleus
Molecular function (GO): zinc ion binding; DNA-binding transcription factor activity, RNA polymerase II-specific
Source: RefSeq, a predicted model, not a curated record
AUGUCUCAAGAGAGUGAAGACUCUCCAGAGGUCGAGCGGCAGGCUCUAAACCCCUCCAACUCUCGGCCUACAUCGACUCCAUCAACCGCACAAUUGCAGGGGAACAACCAGCCGCCUUCCGGUGACACCAAUCGUCCCUUCUUUCGAAUAGCAGGUCGACAUCAUUUGGCCACACCCAUUCCAUCUCCAACUCGGUCAAUUCAACGAGAGAUCGUAUCACCUCGACCCAGAUUACCUUCCUCGAUAUCCACUCUACUCAAUCAAUCUGAGCUCUGUUCACCACCACUCAAUCCAGUUAGACCUCAACGAGGUCGAGAAUCGUCUCACCUCGAUGUAGAUAUCCGAUUCGACCAAGCUUGCGAAUACAGCGGCAUUCAUUCCACUCGUCUGAUAUCGUUCGUCCCACACUCCCACCUAGACAGAACGUUCAGACAUUCCCCCCUAGUCGCAGUCGCCCCACCUCCCCUCCUCAAACCAUCCACGGGCACAGCUCACGGAGGUAUGAGCGCAGUCUUCCUCAUCUAUCGGAAACGUCGAUUGGACAAGUACUAUCUCCUCUCAGGCCGCAAUUCCCUAUGGGAAUCACCGAUGAAGACCAUUCAAGCUACCCAAGGCCGCUCGAUCGAAGAUCAUACCCACAAGAGAUGCAUAGAAGUGCUACCUAUCCGUCUCAAGCAAGUUGGCGCGCCUCUCUCAGAAGGUUGGAUGACUGAAGCUCGAACACCCUCGCGUGAUAGAUCGGGGUGGACACAAUCUGAGAUAGCUCGGUAUCAAGAGGGGUAUAACGAUGCUAUGAGUGUCAUGCUGAGCGGAACAGGUAUUGGCGGGGCCGAUGCAGGGCACCGAAUAAAUAUGCAUGAUCGUCGACAAACAGUAUAUCAACAGCCAGUAAUCUCUGUGCAUCCUCAUCCUACAGUCGAUGUUCCUCCUCCGCAACCUCCUCAGGUAUAUCAUCAGCAACCGCGAUAUCGGAAUGAGAGCCUCAGGAUCGAUCCAUCCCUACAACGACCAGCGACUCACCGACGACAAAGCCAAUCUUCUUCAAAUAUCCCCACUCCUACUGUGUCAACACCGCUAAACAAGGUCCAUCCUCCUCCCGCAUCCGACUACUUUGGCAGAGCUUUCCAUCACUCCCAUCCUGGUUCUUCGGAUCAUCCUCCUGCUAAAAGACCUAAAAGACAACAGAUCUCCUGUUAUCCCUGUCGACAGCGGAAGUUGAGAUGCGAUGGCAAGACACCUUGUGCCCAGUGUUCUCGAAGGCAUAUCGAUGGUCAAUGUCGUUAUGCCGAUAGGAUCAGGAGGAGAGGUAGAGGUAAAAAGGUGAACGAAGAGGAGCAAGGGACGGGUGAUAGUGAAGAACAUGACGAUGAGGGCGAGGAGAUCCAUCCAGCUGAAUCAAGCAUGACGGCUCAGCGGCGGGUAGGUGGUGCAAGCCUCCACGAGGAGGAGAGAGACGAAAUCGAUGGUGAUAUGUCGUUGGAUAGUGCGUUGGAAUCUGGUAGUCGACCAUCAGGAAUUGGUAGUCCUGGAAGAUACCCAUCUUCUGGUCCUGCUGAUGAAGGUCAAGGUGAAGUCGAAGAGAAGGAGUACUGA